GAACGGAAAACGGAUUAAAUCAGACUUUUAGACAAUUUAGAUUUUCUCUAAAUUGAAUUUUCAUUCAUUCUCUUCUAAAUAGUUGAUUAUAUACCCGCUUUAUGACUUACUAUAAAUGUUGUUUUAUUGUGGUGAAAUCAUAUGUUCUAAAAUUGUUGUAAACAGAACAAUAGUUUGUAAAGUACUUGCUAAAAUUUAUAACCACUUCACUUUAGUGCAGUAAUAAAAAUACCGUUGACAAAUUUAUUUUGCGCGGGAAGCUGUAUUGUAAUGAAAACUUUUAUUUGCAAUAUAUUGACCAGAGUAGUUAUUAAUUCACAGUAAUCCAAAAUGACCGACGCACUAAACCAUUUAGUAGUUGAUGGAAAUGAAGUUUUGGAGUUGAAAUUAGUGCGAACAGUAAAAGAUAUUGAGGACGAUGAAGCUAGUUUUGGCCCUGAAAUGUGUCACCAAGUAUUUGGGGAAAAUGAAAACAUUUUCGGUUACACAGAUUUGAACAUAAAGCUCUACUACAGUGCAGGAAGUCUUCAGACAUAUUUGGGGAUCGAUUAUGCAAACAAGAUUGAACCCAGUAAAUCAGAUGGUAUGAAAGCAGAUGAUGUAGAGGGGACAUUAAGAAAAGUCUUAGCACCAGGCUAUGUAACAAACUUGGAUCGUUUUAUAUCUUUGCUGGGGAAGGAUCGGAAUUUUGUCCCACAUGGUCAGCUUGAACAUGCAUUCACUCUUGAAUCUCGUGAUGGCGGACAGAAAAGGCUAUUUGAAGUAUAUUACUGUGAAACAUCAACUCCUGGCUUCCUGGCAUACCACCAGCGGCUACAAACUUUCCUCCUGUGGUAUGUGGAUGCUGCAUCAUUCAUUGAUGUGGAUGAUGACCAGUGGACUUUCUUUACAGUUUUUGAGAAGUACUGGAGCAGUGACGGCGAGGUGCGUUACGCCACCGCAGCGUACGCGACCGUAUACCGUUACUACGCAUACCCGCGACACACGCGCCCCCGUCUCUCACAGGUGUUAACACUGCCACCAUUCCGCAAGCUGGGCCUUUGCGCAGCCUUACUACAGUCAGUAUAUUCACACUUCAUGUCACAACCCGAGGUAGUGGAUAUUACAGUGGAGGACCCUUCACCGGAGUUCCAGAGAAUAAGAGACUAUGUUGAUGCAAAGAAUUGUGAAUCUCUGUCUGCAUUUCAACCGGCUAAAUUAAUGCAAGGUUUCUCUUCGGAAAUGGAGAAGCAAGCUUGCAAAAAGUUCAAGAUAAACAAGAAGCAGACACGCCGCGUGUACGAGAUACUCCGAUUGAAGAAUACCAACACAUCGGACAAAGCUGCUUACCUUAGUUACAGGCUAGAUGUUAAGAACAGACUUAAUGCACCGUUUCAGAAAAAGAAGUUGGAAAUGAAAAAGCUACAAAAAGUGUUGAAGUCCGAUGAGUUUGUCGCGACUAUAACAUCGACUGGUGCCAACGAAACACAGAGCCGUCUUUCCAGUCAGUACCUCGACUUGGAGGAGGAGUACAGACGAGUUAUACAUAGAAUGGACCUCGAUUAAAUGCAGUAAUAUAAUGAAAGAGUUCAAUUGGGGUUGUUCGUGUAUAUGUGAAGUUUUUUGGCAACUUUGAGCCUCCAUCCUUUGUGAUCCUCUCUUCCCUUAUAUUUAAAAUCACGUGUAUUUUUUUAGUACAAAGUUAUGUUGGUAUUUUCAAAAUGUUAAUGAUUCAAUUAAUUUAUGUCAUCAGUUAGAAACUAAACACAUGAUAUAUGAUUUUAGAUUAACCGAACUCCCAAACGCUCGAGGCUCAUGUGAUCAAUAGACGAUCACUUAGGGAUCACUAAGAGAUGUAACUUUUUCAUUGUAUUUUUUUUGUUAUUCCGUCUAUAUACAUCUGAAAUGUCUUGAAGAUUUUUUAAAAUGUAUUGAGAUUUAGUAUGUACUGUAAGAUUUAGAUUUAACUUACCAAAUUUGAAAUGUGAUUAAAAAACACAAAAAUCCCAAUUAUAUACAAUUUUCAGAUGUUCUUCUCUUAAUGCAGAAGGUAACUGUUUGUUUUGAUGAUCUUUUUUGCUUAACUUUAUUACUAAUAGUGUGAAAAUAAAUUAGUUAUAAGAUGAUUUUCGAAUUUACAUGGAUUAUUAAAAAAACAGAUCUCUUUUAA
Molecule: messenger RNA, 2149 nt
Organism: Papilio polytes (common Mormon)
Lineage: Eukaryota; Metazoa; Arthropoda; Insecta; Lepidoptera; Papilionidae
Gene: Hat1
Product: histone acetyltransferase type B catalytic subunit
Exons: 8
Coding region: 331-1545 (404 amino acids)
Biological process (GO): subtelomeric heterochromatin formation
Cellular component (GO): nucleus
Molecular function (GO): histone binding; histone H4 acetyltransferase activity
Source: RefSeq, a predicted model, not a curated record